AUGGGCACAACAACACCAUCGUCAUCGUCAUCAUCAUCAUCAGCAAAAUCAGCUGUGGCAGUGCAACACUUCCUCUCUGGCCUUGGGUCGGGAGUGGCUUCAGCCGUGCUGCUGCAGCCGCUGGAUCUCCUCAAGACGCGGACGCAGCAAUCGAGUCGUCUCUCACUGCUGAGCUCCUGGAAGGAAUUGACACAGUCGCCACAUCCAAUCCGGGCGCUGUGGAGGGGAACUGUGCCGUCGUCGCUGCGCACAGGCAUAGGAUCGGCCAUUUACUUCUCGUCGCUGCAUAGCAUCCGCGAGUUCAUCCAGCGGUCAAAUGCACUCAACCAGCAGAUCCAUCCCCACAGCGCCUCGUCGUCGUCGCUGCCGAAGCUGAGCAAUUCGGCCAACGUGGUGGCUGGCGCUGUGGCACGGACAUGGGCAGGCUUUGUGCUGAUGCCGUUGACCGUCAUCAAGGUCCGGUUUGAGUCGACUCUCUACUCCUACCCUUCCAUGUGGGCCGCCGUCAAAGAUAUCCAUCACCAGGCAGGCAUCCGGGGCUUCUUCUCUGGCUUUGGCGCAACUGCCAUCCGGGACGCCCCCUAUGCGGGCCUGUACGUAUCCAUUUACGAGAUGCUGAAAAGGGAACUGGGCUCCUUCGUUUCUCACGACGGCAUGACCCCCUCCAUGGCCAGCUCUGUCAAUUUUGCCUCGGCCAUCUCGGCGGGCGCAAUCUGCUCGGCAAUAUCAAACCCAAUCGACGUCUGCAAGACGCGCAUUCAGCUACAGCCGGACCAAUACCGGAAUAUGAUUCAUGCUGGCUACAGAAUGGUCACUGAAGAAGGCCUCCAUUCAUUAUGGCGCGGGCUGGUCCUCCGGAUGAGUCGCAAAGCACUGAGCUCUGCGCUUUCAUGGACGAUAUACGAGGAACUCAUCCGUAGAUAUGCUGGCAGCUACGGCGCAAGGCGUAGUCUCAAAUCAAUGUAAUUUGGCUAAACCUGAUAUUCAGGAUUUAGAGAAAAGAGGGAGAGAAAAAAAAAGAAGACAUGUUGCAUAAGGGUCAUAAGAUUCAUAAGAGUAUCAAGAAUAUUCCACUCUAUCAAUCAGGAAAAUACAGCCUCAAAACCAAUCAAUAGCAGUAAUACGGACUACAUAAAAUAUAGAUAUCUGGCCGGAAAACAAUUUUUUGCAAUAAAACAUGGUCUCGUAAAAAAAUCAUUCAUUAGUUUAGGACGGACGAGCUCCUGCCAGGUACAUAAGCAGCGGUCCUGGAGACUUGCUCCUCUUGCGGUCGUGCUUGGACUUCUUGCGGAUAAUCUCAACGUCGGUGCUUUUGCUUCGGUGGUGUGAGUGAGACGAGCGCCUGGUGUCUUCGACCAUUAGGGUGGUCCUGCUAGUUCGCCUCUCUCGAACCUGCUUGGUGUGUUCCCAGAACUGGUCUUGCUCCCAUUCGGGGACCCAGCGCUUGACUAGGACAUACUCGGGAUC
Messenger RNA from Trichoderma atroviride IMI 206040, 1467 nucleotides. RefSeq lists its product as uncharacterized. The record is from RefSeq and is a predicted model, not a curated record. Gene Ontology annotation, biological process: glycine import into mitochondrion. Lineage: Eukaryota; Fungi; Ascomycota; Sordariomycetes; Hypocreales; Hypocreaceae. Gene Ontology annotation, molecular function: glycine transmembrane transporter activity. Gene Ontology annotation, cellular component: mitochondrial inner membrane; mitochondrion.